AUGCUCAACACCAUUUGCGCGGUGACUGCCACAUUUAUCGUCUUCGGGACAGCUAAUAUUAUAGCUUGUAAAUUUCAUAUCUCGUUCUAUUCAGUGUUUAUAUCUGGUCCUGGUAUGUUUUUCAUAGCUGUUUCUCAUGCCGUCAAGGACCUACCGUUUCCAGAAGUAUUAACUUUAUGGUCGUUUUUCGUCUUGUUCGUAAUUUGUAUACUUACACAGCAUUCCUACUUGAAACCUGUGAUAUACUUGCUGAAAACAUACCUCAAGCAAUAUAAUAUCAAAUCACCUGACAAUUUACCUAAUAUAGUAUGUGCUACUAUGUUUGGACUUUCAUUAGUAACAGUAACAAAUGGAGGAGAAAUGCUCAUUUCAUUAGUGGAUGAUAUAGGAUCUGCAAUGGGAAUACUGAUGAUUACCACUUUUGAAGCAAUACUGAUAUUUGGUAUUUAUGGGAUGAAUGAAUUUUGCGCUGAUCUUGCGUUUAUGACAAACAACUCUCCUUCGAUCGCUUUGAAGUUACUAUUCAUAGGAGGUCCAGUAUUUAUAAUCCAUAUAAUAUUUGCAUCCAGUUUGAAUUGGAUUUCACCGAGUUUUCAAAAUGUAACUUAUCCGCCGAUGAUGUAUUGGGUGGCAUGGUCAUUGGCAAUGAUAACACUAUUAAUUUUGAUGUCAUUUGCUGCGCAUACUAUCAUCCAGUUCAUAAAAAUAAAGGAUUUCUACGGAUCGUUCGAGCCGACGGAACGAUGGGUGCCCGACCUCUUCCAUUCGUUGAACCAGCUGGAAUCUAUGGCGGUAGUAAGAAAGGAAGUGGAGUACAACACUGGAAACCAUUUAACAUUUGGAGUCGGCAGACCUAAAUUGUGCAUUAAAGUAGACAACGCCACUCAGACAAAUAUACAUCACCAGACCGGCAAUGAACAUCAGAAUGUAAUAUCAAACCAACGACAAAAACAUUAUUACUUGGAAGUAUUCAACGGUUCGUGUAAUGAUUAUCAACUAGAAAGGAAACACAACGAAAAUGAAGUGAUCAUAUGGAAUCACUCAUUGCUCUUAGAACACUCUCUUGAUUAUGGAAUUUUGGAAAAAUACGUUCAAACAGACUAAGC
Messenger RNA from Sipha flava (yellow sugarcane aphid), 1106 nucleotides. Its product is annotated as sodium-dependent noradrenaline transporter-like. Gene Ontology annotation, molecular function: L-amino acid transmembrane transporter activity. Lineage: Eukaryota; Metazoa; Arthropoda; Insecta; Hemiptera; Aphididae. Gene Ontology annotation, biological process: sodium ion transmembrane transport. Gene Ontology annotation, cellular component: membrane. The record is from RefSeq and is a predicted model, not a curated record. The transcript has 7 exons. The coding region runs from base 1 to 1104 and encodes 367 amino acids.